AUGGCGGACGAAAAUCGCUCGGUUGUGCUGAGGAUAAAACGUAAGAGAACAGAGGACCCAUUGGAUGCACUACGUAAGUAAUGAAGUUUUCUCGUGUUUACUCCAUAUAACCUCCCAUGUUCUUUUUUCUAAGUGAGAAGAACAACUUCUUUUUCCAAAGUAUGUAUCUUUUGGUUCGGUGCUUACUAAGAUUAGAAAAAGUUGCUCUCGCAGUUGUCAAAUUUAAGCUUAAAUAACAGAUGCAGAGAUCAAGUCAAACUAUAUUCGUAUCAUUCUGAGCUCAGCUCUUGAAGCCUUUUAACGAACAACCCAACAACUAGUUUUAUCAGGUUCGUUCCCACUGCUUGGCCUUAUUACAUACAUGCAUGUAAUGUACCGGUCAAAUCGAAGCUUCAACUCCCCCCCCCCCCGGCAACCGCCCGGGCAUUUGCGUUUUUUGAAAAUUACUGUUCAGAUUCCCCCCUACCCGGGCCAAAAUGCCAUUCAAGUGCCCCACACUAGGGUCCAUUCAGGUGAUCAAAUGCCCCCACCCCGGGGACAUUUCACAGGCACAAAAAUGACAGAAGGACGGCGGAAACGCCUUCAGUUGUCGAACAAAAUCUUUAAGAAUAUAACAAAAACUGAGAAACACUGUUAGUGUAUUUACUACAAACAAAAGUCUCGUGCAAAGCGGAGGAAAUCGCUGCUACAAGGUCACUGAAUGCUCAGCUUUUCUUUGUCAUGCAACGAACAUAAAAAGCGUUCUAUAAAAAAAGAUCUCACCUAUUGAGAUUACUACAUCAUGACCAUUUCAUUGACAUGCAUCAUCGUCGCUCACCUUAUUAAUUAACAUACUUGCAGUAGGUCAAAGUAGUUGACCUGAGCUUUUUAUUUUAUUUUAUUUUAUGUUGUUGUAUUGAAUCGCCAGUAUAGGUAUUGUAUUUGAUUGUAAGCACAACAAUAAAAUACGUUCAUACAUUCAAAGCCUUAAUCCAAUGUUAAAAAUUUUAAAAUUUAAAUACUUCAAAUACGGCACAAAGCUUGUUUAAGCCCUUUCCUCGUAACCAAUUUAUUGGCCACAAAGGCACAGUCUUUUCCAUGAAAAUCCUCUAACACCGCGUCCCCCAUAAUAGCUCACCAUGCCAAAGAUUUUACUUGAAAUAGAGGGUGCAGUUCAGUUUGGUGAGAGCGCUCGCCUCCCACCAAUGUGGUCCAGGUUCAAAUCCUAGCGUCGACACCAUAUGUGGGUUGAGUUUGUUGUUGGUUCUCUCCUUUACUCCGAGAGGUUUUUCUCCGGGUACUCCGGUUUUCCCCUCUCCUCAAAAACCAACAUUUCCAAAUUCCAAUUCGACCAGGAAUCAGGUAGACAAAGAACCACUUUGUGGAUGUGCUACCUCCAAAUCAUUAUUUAUUUAUUUAUUUAUUAUUUAUUUAUCUAAUGAAUCACUCUUGCUUGUUGCAGUUGUUGCUCAAGUUUUUAAGAAACCACACAUUGAAAAGGGAGAAGGUAGAGACAAGGACAAUGAAGAAGUGGAUAACAGUAAACAUAACCCAACUAGUGAGUUUCUUAGAUACAUAUAUAGGUACAUUGAUGUGAGCAAGAAAUAACCACUUUCUACAUACAUUUAUAAAUGUUCCUACGCAGUAGUCUUUAGUGGAGAGUUGAUGUACUACUCUCAAUGUAAUCUCUCAAAAUGUUGGGUAAUUAUUAAACUUUAUUGAACUUACUGAAUGGUACGGUUCGAUUAAAUUUGGUAAUCGAACACAAUAAAACCAGAAAUUUGCGUUACAGAUUUGAUUUUUGAACUCAAAGAUUUUGUAGAGUCCUUUUUGCUUGCAAAGAAUCAGGAAAACAGCAACAAAAUCAGCAGAGAAUCAAUAAACAAUCAGCUGAAACAAAGAAUAGAUUGACUGUAGUUUAACUAAAAGAUAAUCCAUGAUCCAGCACUGUUAAUCUUAUAAUGAGCCUCGUCUAAUAUUGUUUACCGUAAAAUUCCAAAAAUAAGCCCCUCCAUGUAUAAGCCCCUCCAAACAUAAGCCCCCCAAAAUCGUAACGCAAAAAACCCUCUGUUAAAUCGCCCCUCCGAAUAUAAGCCCCCCGGGGGGCUUGUACUUGGAAUUUGCCCUCGAAUACAAAGUAAAACAAAGCAAAAAUGGUAAAUUUCCUUCCCACUACAAGCUAGCCCAAUCGAUUUUGAAAUGCAAAUUUGCCUCUGUACAUAAGCCCCUCUGAAUAUAAGCCCCUCCAAGGUAGUCAAAUUACCACAAAGUUAUGUAACAACCGGUAGGGCAUUAUAAUAAAAUGAAACAAAGCUAAUUUUCAACAGUAAUUUUUUGUUGUUGUUAUUCCCCUAAUCUGAUACUUGAGCUGAUACUUUGUGGAUUUCAAGAGUCUGAACAAACUGGGCAAGUCAAGCACCAAGUUUUGUUUGACCUAACAUGCUAGCAAAAUGACUUAAGGUGUCAAGCGAACAGGACGUUAGGGAAACGACUGAUUGGUGAAAUGACCAGUCACCUGUAUAAUAUCCCAAUUUUAGUGAAAUCAAAUGUAUGCCAACUCUGAUAAUUGAUCCUGAUCAAAGUCAAUCAAAGUUCAAGUAGGUUCCAUUACAAAGUUUUUUUGUGAGAGUUUAUUUGUGUCCAGUUACCGAACUUAACUGAACCUUAGUGUUGGUUCAAGCUCGAUUUAUUUUGAUUAUGUCAAGGCCCUCCAAGGGGAGUAGCGGUGCAGCACCCUUUUUAAUACCAUGUCACUUAACCAAUGACUGCAAAUGUCGCUAUCACUUCAAGGUAUCUAAUAGUAAGUGUCUAUAGUCUUUAAAAUAACGUGAGCUGGUGGCUCUGAUGGUCUUGAGAAUCUGUGUUUCUUGUCAUUAUCUUUCCAGACCUGCAUGGUCUUUGACCGUUGGUGUCUGGAUUUCAGUAGAAAUACUGACAAAUCGGUUGGUCAUUAGGUAUACCAAAGCUGUAUGUGGUGCAGUUGAAUUGAAAGUGUUGACGUGCUGAAAAAAGUCUAACAGUUUUGGUUGACAAGUACAAAUACAAUAAAGCUGCAUUCCUAGGUGCACAGAGUUCAAUUGAAACAUUUGCACUUGAAUUGAGGCACUUUGCUGGGGUGUGCAUGGAUGAACAGUCAUAAUACUUAAUGUGUACCUCUCAUUAUUUCUGUGAGAAUGACCUUUAUUUAUCAGGACUGGAUUUCAUAAGUAAAAUCAAAUAAACUCUACUUUUCAAAUUAUUCAAGAUUAACAUCUUUCACGGUAGCCUCAUUUGAAGAAAUGUAUGUUGAUUUGGUUACCACCUGAAACGAGUUACAAACAGGUGAAAAUACCAAACCAUUAGCGGCUGUUGGUUUCAGUCUCACUGUCUGGGGUUUGCAGGAGUAUGUUGGCAGUAUCAGCUCAUUUCCUUUAGCUUUACACCUUUUACUCUCAAUACAGUUUAUGUGCAUUUCCCUUGCCAAUGACAUGAUUGCGGUGGAGCUGCCAAUCAAUCAAUCAACUUUAAUAAAGGGUAAACACAUAACAGCAGAAGCUGAUAAACCAGUGGCCCUCCAACUAAACUAACUAACCUAAAAAUUACAGAUAUAUAUUUACAAUAAUGCUCAAAAAUAAUUAUUAAUAUCAAUAUAAGAAUCAGUAAAAUAAGUUAUCGCAUAGCAGCAGAAGCUGAUAAGCUAGGGGCCCUCAACUAAAUUGACUUACCUAGCAAUACAAUGUCACUGCUGGCAAAGCCGGUGAGAAGAAUGGAGUUAGACUAUCCUGCACGGCUGUGAAACACUGCUUGUGUAGAUAGAUAUAAGCAUCGUCCAAGACUUUUCAGAUGUUUACUUGGUGAUCAUUAAGCAUACUCUGGUUUCCAGGAGGCAAUAAGACUUGGUCUUUUGAUCAAUGUUUAUUUCACAUGUUAUCAGUAAUAAAUAAUAUUACUAUUUUGAGUGCAGUGACAAUCUCGUCCCCAGGGCUUUCUGUAAGAAAAUAACUGGAACCUGCUACAUAGACUGGGGACGAGAUUGGUGUAGUAGAGAGUAGGAAGACACCUGCACUGUGGUAACUCUUAUUCAUGCGCUUGUAAAAGUUUCCGGACCAUUUUAUUCUUACUUUUUCAGGUAAUUUAUACAGUAUAUUAAAGAUGAAACAACAACAACAUGAUAUUAAUUUGAGGAGGACUCGGAAAAAAAAUCCGAGUCCCAGAUGGGAUUUGAACCCACGACCCUCCGUGAUUUAGUCGGAUGCUCUAACAGUCUAACAGUCUCCACUUAUUUGUGAAAUUCACUGUCAUUUUUUAAUGUUUUAAUAAUUAGUAUGUACUUGAGGGAUAAGAAAUUAUUUCUCAUUUAAAUAUCUUGAUGUAAUUUUUAGUUGAGCGAGUUUUCAAGUUUGUUGGAAGUGUUCCUCAAGGAGAUGUUGUCAAAAAGAAAGACUUACUGGUGAGUAAAAGAUCACUUAAAAAUAUUUUUUUGAAUUAUUUAAGCAGUUAGUGUGGACCAUUGUUGACUGUUUCUCUCAUGUGUCAAAGUUAUGGUUCUCUAUUGUUGUUUUGUUAAGAUCAAGAUUCAGAAACAGUCUGGAAGCCAUGAACACCUAGCAAAAUCUCACAUUCAUGAUCAUCAAACAAGACAAGAAAGGCUGCGGCAAAAGAAAAAGGUACACUAUACUUCUUCCCUUGAGCUGAGUGUGCUGUUUCUCUCAAGUUGCUUUUAAUCAUAGUUUUUAUCAGCCCAAGUUUGCAUGGCAGUAAAUUGCUUUUCUGAGAUUAUUGGCUAUGGUUUUCCAGCCAUAUUGUUUUGAACUGGGGUAUGAGUGAUGCAAGGGGUCCCUGUGCUAGUUUCUAGGUUAACCUAAAAAUCUUGGGCAGGAUUGAACUCUUUUCUCCUGUAAACUUUCUUUUGUUCAAAUUUGCACAGCUGAGUGAAAACAAUGCAUUGAUAUUAGCAAACAUCUUUCAAAUUUUAUCAGUGCUACCUGGUUAUGAAGAUUUAGCCAGGUGAAUCAAAAUUACUGGAGAAAUAUUUAUUUAGUGAAUAAUAUUUACGAGUAUAUGGUAACAAAAACAAAAAAAUGCAGUUCUAUACACUAAGCAUUUGACUUCAUUAACAUAUUCACACUGUUCUGAGUAAUUCUCCAAGGACUGCUAACCCCUAAGUUUAACAUCGUGCUACAAAACCUGGGAUAAUUCAUGGUGCUGAUUUGUCCACUACAUACUGUACACUGUACAUGUACCAUUCCCCGUCACUUUAACCUAUUCACAUCCACUUGGCACCAAAUGCUGGUUGUUUAAGCAAUCAGGCAGUAAUUUAUGUUACAUUGUUAAAUAAUUGAAUGUCCAUUUACAUUCAAACAACAUAUAUGGAUAGAACCAUGUUCUUUUCCCCUAGCUUUUAAAUCAGGAAGCAAGAUUUAAGGUUAUUUCUUCACACAGAGAGAAUGAAGCGGAGUCAUCCAGGUGUGGUUACAUUACAUUUUUCAGUUAUUUAAUGAUCUGCCAUACCUUUGUAAUUUAGUUUAGAGUUCAUCAUUUGUUUUCAACCUUCCAUGGUUCCAACCUUGUUAAUUAUGUUACUUUUUCAAGGUGCAUUUCAAAAAUAAUUUGCUUAAAGUCAUGCUAGAAACAGCAAUGUCAACUGAUUUUGAGUCGUGUUUUAUUACAAAAAGUAGCACAAAUAUAGUUGUAUUCACCAUGUCAAACAUUGGUACAAGGUUGUUUUUUUUUGAGCUGUGGCCUUGUGUUAAACAACACUUGUUCGUAAAGCUCUUUACAAACAAGAAACAGUGCCCAUGAGGUUAUACAUUAACAUGCAGGUGGGAUAUGAUUUACUACCCUUGUUAUGUCAAAAAUUCAUUUGCCCUGCUCUUCUUUUAAAACCACGACCCAGCUUUUCAGGCAAUGUUUUGGGAACUACAUUAGAUAUUACCCUCUCAAAGAAGAAAGGAAUAAAACCUCAUGUAAAAUUAAUCACCAGGGAUUAAAUUCUUUAACUAAGUGAAGCAAAAACAAACUCUCCUUGACUUAAUGUACUAUUUGACAAAUAAAUUAAAUUUUCAGAUAAUUGUUUUGCCUUGUUAUAGACCAAGCAUGAGAUCAAGAUGACUGGAUAUUGGCCAAGUUCUUUUUUGUGUUUUUAUUGACAGAGAUGAAGCUGAGGUCAAGAAAAAUGCAAAAAAGAACAAGGCUAUUAUUCACCUUGAUCUAACAAGCUUGAUUAAUAAAGGAUUUAUUAAUGGCCAAAAAGAGAACGUUUACUUGGGGGAAUAACAUGGUAAAUCCCAAGCAGGCAAGAUUGGCCCAUCUUGCCUGUUUGGGUUGCCAAUCAGAAUGCAAGAUUCACUUCACCUUGCCUGCUCAUGGAUUUAGAGACAUAGAUAUGAUGUUAUUACCUUUGCUCAUUUACAAGCUAACAAAAUAUCAUGGUCUUACUUGGAAAAGAAGAAUUCUGCAUUUCCUGAACCCAUGACCUUCCUGAAAGCAUAGUGUUCUGACCAGCUUCAUUCCGUUCACGGGUUUGAUUGCUGUUGGAAAAUUAUAAUUGUUUCCCGAGCUAGACAGUGUUAUUCCAUUCACACUCAUUUAGUUAAUUUUGUUUUUUGCAGCCAUUUAGUUGGUACCAGUGGGAUGUGUCAAGAAUCUGAUAUUUCCAGUGUUGAUCAGUGUGAGGAACUUGGUGUUGAAGAUGAUGUGGAUCUUGAGGUUCAGAGACUGUUGAGUGUUUACGAUUUGGUGAAAGAUGAUGAAUCACGUGACAGGUUAAGAAAGUUUUGAAAACUCGUAAAAAGGCUUUAUACGCCCUUUAGGAAAUCUUUGUUUACAUUUUUUGCCUCUUUUUAUCAUAUGCUUGUCAUCAUUCUCUGAUUAAGCUAUCAAAAUAACACUUUUGAAUAUUGAAAGAGCCACUAAGUUCUUGCAGCACAUCUUGCAUGUUACAAUGUCAUCUUUUAUAUGUCAACGUAAGCAUUAUGGCAGAAAGUGUAAAUCACAACAUCACAACACAUUUCACAUGGCAUGAAAAAGCAAAAAAUAUUUGCAAAAUUAUACAAAAUCUAUUCAACAGUCACAACGCUUUCUUUUGUUGAUCACCCAUUUUUCCUUGCUUUACUGGGUCGAGUUUGUUAAGAAUUUUCAAGGAGUUCGAAAAAGGAUUUGGUUAUUUCACAUACUUAGAAUAAGGAAAGCAAUUAUUCCUCCCAGUGUCACCACUUCUCACCUUAAUAUUAUGUGUCAUGCUUCAAACCAGCAGAGAAAAGAGAGAAGAAAGAAAAGAAAGAAAAAGGCAGCAGUCAGAGGAUGUAAAUGCGAUCCUUUGCAACUCUGUUAAGAUGAUCCGUGAAAAGUUAACAGUGUCUGAAGGUAGGUUUUUUAAUUUGUCAGUCACUCUCUUUAUCCUUGAGAAGAAUACCUUCCCCAAUAUUUUAUGGUGGGUCCCCUGGGUGAGAUGGGUUGAUUCAUCAGCAUCUUUCUUAUAUUGUUCUUUUUUCAGAAUCUAAAACAGAAGAGAAAGCAUUGGAGAAGGAGGGAUAUGUUUAUGACUUUUAUUACCCAAGUGAUAAUUAUGGAAGGCUUGGUGAUAUGUAAGUGAUGAGCUGAAUAUAGUUUUACAGUCAGUUCUGUAUUUGCAUAUCUCCCACAAUACAUCUUGUUUGCCCCCAAAAUUUUGUAUGAGCUAUUGUCUUUUGGGACACGACUGUAGUACCCCCAGGUACCAGCUGACCCACUUGAUUGAAGGCUGAUGAUCAGUGCUAAACCUUGGGGUCAAAUAUUAAUCAGAGUUUUGUUUUCUUUUGGUCAAAACUUUUUCUUGGACAAAUUUCUCUAUUCUUUUAGAGCAUCAAAGAACAAAUAAAUGAAUUUAGUGGGCCAUUGAACGGCUUGCUCGAUCGUAUGUGUUGUUAAUUUUUUAUCGAUGUCCUCCCCAAUUCUGUUUUUGCAUUUCUGUUUCUAAAGUAUUGUAAUUCUUGUUAGUUGUAUUGCUAAUUUUCUUUUUUUUGUUCUGGUCCUCGUAGUGGAGCUUGUUCUGUGAGCGAUCCAGGCCUCUUGGCGAAGUUUAUAAAUAAAUAAAGAAAUGAAUGAAUUCAACUUACGUUUCAUUAAGCUUUCAUAUCUGAAUUCAUAUUUUGCACUAACCCUGGGUUACCUUGACCCAUCUUUGAACACUCUGGCCAUGCAGAAAAAAAUAAGGUUAUACAAGAUUUAGGUGUGGGUGGGGGGGGGGGGGGCAAACAUAACAAGGUGAAUUUAUAGAGAUGUGCAAAAAGCGAAUUGGUCUGAACUGAUUGAUUUCCACGCCUGUACGUAGCAAAUCUCGUCUUUCAGUUUAGGUGUCUCUGUUGUUCAUUCAUGGUCGUAAAACAGGAAGCCUAUUUUGUAUUAUUCUUUUUACGUAUCAUAUUUACUUUAUCUUGUAGUGUUGAGGUUUUGCCUUUUGAUCCAGACCUUGUUCAUGAAGCUCUUCAAGAAGAUUUUGAUGAAAUUUAUGAUGACGAAGAUGACUCUAAUGGUUGGUAAAUGGAGUUUAAUGUCAGGAAUAUUUAAAAGCUGUAUUUGUUUGUGCUGUUGUUUCUCGAUUCUCAGACCUUUCCUUUAAUUCAUUCUCGCUGGUACAUUCGAGUGAGUAAAAUAAGUGUGGGCUGAACGAACAUCUAUAACUUACAAAAGUGAUACUCACGCUGACGUCACCUAGUGAUAGGGGUGAUGUGCCAACCAGAAGCGCAUUGGUUCUUAAAACAAAAGAUUCUAUUGUUUCACUUGUUACAAAUUUUAAUAACAAAAACAAUGCAUGUAAACAGUGAUGUCUCUUUUCAAACAGAACUUAAACUUAGGUCAAACUAUCAAGUCUUGAGUAUAGAUUGGUUGACUCUAACAGUGUGGCUUCAUUGAAUCUCUAAGAAUUGUUUUGGAAUUAUUCUUUGUUGCAGAUGAAAGUAACUGGCGAAAUGAUUACCCUGAUGAGAACGAAGGUCUGUCAGACUCGUCACAAGAGAGAAGAUUUUAUGAAGAUUAUGGCUUUGAUUCUGGUAAGCAGCAAAACUCAAUCUUUUUCAAAGCUAUUAGGGAGGAAAUAUAUUGCUAAUAAUCAUCAUUGUCAUCACGUUUAUUAUCUUCAUCAUCAUCAUCGUCAUCUAGUCUCUUCGGAUGUAAAGUUAACUUGUUCAAAGACUCGGCUAAAAGGGCUGAACAAUGUUGUUUUUUAGAUGAAGGAUACAGAAGAUAUGCUUUUGACGAGGAUCUUUCGGAAGAUGAUGACUGACCUGAAAAACGGUUUCUGGAAAGCGAAGAAUUGGAAUUCGUAUGGACAACACUGCAUGACUUGAAAGCAAUGCCAAUUCACUCUGCAAAUUACACGCAUUGAUCAGAAUUGACUCUACAUUAAUUCUUUCACCCGAGGUAGUAGGAUAUCAUCGCGUCUGAAUGGGAUCGCACUUGUAGAGCGAAAAAAAGCAGCCAUUCUGCAGUGUAUCGAGGACAUUAUCAAUGUUAAUGCACGAAUGAGCGCCCCCUCCCACCCUUGAGGCUCAAAAUUAAUGCCCAAGGCUCCCCUAGAGCGAGAAAAGACAGUAAAGUGAUAAGGAGACUACAGAUUUGUGUUUCUUUCUACAGAUACGUUUUAGUGUAGUUUGACAGUCCCCGUGUACUUGAAAUAAAUUAAGGUUGUUAUUAUUUAGGUUCUAAAUUUGAAAAAAGAACGUCUCCUGUGGACUAAAAUUUUUUGAUAAGCGCGGCUCGGGUACUAACUUGCACAUUUCAGUUGAGUUAGGAUUGCUGUUAAGCAAAAAAAAACAUAAUGUACAUUCUAAAAAUCCCUGCUCUUUUUCUGGUGCAUUUUCAUUUGUGUUCCAAGUCUUAAUAAACGAUAGAAACCAGUGUUGACGAGAGAGUAUCCCUAGCCUCUGGUUCAGUAGGGCCAAUCCGCACUAGCAGACAAAUUUGAAAUUGUUUUUGAAAAAUCUAAACCAAAAAUUGCAUGGUGACAAUUUUUGUGUUGAAAAAAUUUAUUCGCGCUGGAAACUGUUCACUCUUAACAGGCAGUCGCAUCUAUCAUUACUUAAUGGAAAGAAUAAUGGCUUUAGGGUUAGGGACCUUUGAAGAUUGUCCCGUCUGAGACAAAACUUCUUAAAAAUAGCGACA
This is a messenger RNA of Porites lobata, 10098 nucleotides long. The record is from the annotation of a GenBank genome assembly. NCBI's taxonomy places the organism in Eukaryota, Metazoa, Cnidaria, Anthozoa, Scleractinia, Poritidae.